This is a messenger RNA of Spinacia oleracea (spinach), 1281 nucleotides long. RefSeq lists its product as uncharacterized. Lineage: Eukaryota; Viridiplantae; Streptophyta; Magnoliopsida; Caryophyllales; Amaranthaceae. The transcript has 5 exons. Bases 96 to 938 code for a protein of 280 amino acids. The record is from RefSeq and is a predicted model, not a curated record.
AUUUUUCCUCCUUCAAUCAUAGACUUCGAUAUUUCUUUCACUUUUCUCAAUUCUUCAUUUCCAAAUCCAAAAACUUUAUUAAAAAAAAAAAUCGAAUGGGUUUUGCUAUGAUCAACUCAUCAACUUCUUUACAUCCAUGUUUUUCAUCACCCAUAAUAAAAAAGACAAAUUACGCACCUAGAUUUACGAAACGAUUCGAUUUUUCUCGCUCUCGAAUCGUUUCUUUGAGCUCAGCAUCUUCAGCAACGCCGCCAUCUCCCAGUGAAUCGGUUACCCCACUUGUCGGAAAUUCCCCCAAUUCAUCAAACCCUAAUCUAAGUAACUCUGCUAAUGGGAGCCCUUUUGUUAAAUUUGUUCAAUCCGCUGAGUCUACUAUUGAAAGGAUUAUAUUCGACUUCCGGUUCUUGGCACUUCUUGCUGUUGGAGGGUCACUAGCUGGUUCAGUGCUAUGUUUCAUGAAUGGUUGUGUAUAUGUUGCUGACGCGUAUAGAAUUUAUUGGACAUCCUGUCUCAAAGGAAAUCACAGUGGAAAUAUGGUCCUCCGGUUGGUGGAAGCUAUUGAUGUGUAUCUUGCCGGAACUGUUAUGUUGGUAUUUGCUAUGGGUUUGUAUGGGUUAUUCAUCAGUAAUUCCUCUGGCGAUGUGCAUCCAAGUUCUGAUAGGGCCCUGAAGGGCUCAUCCUUGUUUGGAAUGUUCGCUCUGAAGGAGAGGCCUAGGUGGAUGAAAAUUAGCUCCCUUGGCGAACUGAAAACAAAAGUGGGACACGUCAUUGUGAUGAUUCUCAUAGUAAAGAUGUUCGAGAGGAGCAAGAUGGUGACAAUAGCCACUGGCAUGGAUCUGCUGAGUUAUGCUGUCUGCAUUUUCCUGUCGUCUGCUUCGUUGUAUAUCCUUCACAAUCUGCACAAGUCAGAUGAAAACGGCCAUCAUGUCCCUUCUUAACGGAUCGAUCAUCUUUCUCAAACUCCAGUAUCAAGAUCAAAAAGAUCAAAAAGGAAAAGGGGGUAACAAAAUGCGUCUGCCGGGAGUCGAACCCGGGUCUAUUGCUUGGAAGGCAAUUAUCCUAACCGUUGGACUACAGACGCUUGUUGUUGUUGACAAAUAUUACAUACUAUAUCAUUUCUAACGAGGGAAUAAGUUGUUUAGAUUGUCUUUCCAGCUGGAAUGUUUUCUGAAGACAUGUAAGUGCUUUUUUAAUCAACUAGUGUUGCUUAGACCGCACGCUACGCGUGGGGUUUCGCAAGACAAAAAUAAAUUGUUAAAUAUAUGAAGAAUUUGUUGGAAA